CUCGAGCUCCGUACCGGGAGCAGUGUGUCAGUGUGGUCGUGGUCACGUCGGUCCAUGAAUUCACGCCUCUUUAACACAUAUUUUAAUGUGCCGAGCGGAAAACACACGGAACGCGUGGCACCCACGGAGCAGACCCCAGGACACAUUUCUGCGGCACGGGGGACCCUGUCCUUGGGAAUCGAUGCCAUGUGAAAGCCCCUGAUCCCAUUCCUUCAAGAAUUCGCGCUACUCCAUGGCUGAAGGUCCGGACACCAAGCGUUACCUGUUUGCCUCCCUGGAAGGUUCCGACGCGUACGCUUUGAACCAGCAGCGGAGAAUGAGCGGCUUCGGCGACGGUCACGGCCUGGCCUCCGAGGGCAGCGACAGCAGCCAGGAACCGUCGGCCUCGCCGCACGGCAACCGGCAGAGCACGCACUCGCUGCACGAGGACGUUGAGAUGAACGGCAGCGGGACCGAGUCCCACGGCAACGAGUCCAACGGCAGCUCCAACGGCAACGGCAAGGACUCGGCGCUGCUCGAGUCGUCGGGGAGCAACAAGAGCUCCAACUCCCACAGCCCGUCACCGCCAAGCAGCAGCAAUGCCUUCAGCCUCCUGAGCGCCAGCUCCGAGCAGGACAACCCAUCCACCAGCGGCUGCAGCAGCGAACAGUCAGCCAAGGCCAAGACACAGAAAGAGCUCUUCAGGACCCUGAAGAAGCUGAAGGUCCACCUUCCUUCGGAGAAGAGGAACAAGGGGAAGUCGAGCACGCUGAACACGCUCAAAUACGCGCUGCGCUGCGUCAAGCAGGUCAAAGCCAAUGAAGAGUACUACCAGAUGCUGAUGACCAAUGAAAACCAGCCACCAGGCCUGGACGUGAGCUCCUACACCAUCGCCGAGAUCGACAGCAUCACCUCGGAGUACACGCUGAAAAACACGGACAUCUUUGCUGUUGCCGUGUCCCUGAUAACAGGCAAGAUCGUGUACAUCUCAGACCAGGCGGCCUCCAUACUCAACUGCAAGCGCGACGUGUUCAAGAACGCCAAGUUCGUGGAGUUUCUCACUCCUCAAGAUGUGAGCGUCUUUUACAGCUUCACCACACCGUACCGUCUGCCGUCCUGGAGCAUGUGCACGGGGGCAGACUCGUCUCCAUCAGAUUGCAUGCAGGAGAAAUCGUUUUUCUGCCGUAUCAGUGGAGGGAAGCAACACGAAGGGGACCUGCAGUACUACCCCUUCCGCAUGACUCCCUACCUGAUGAAGGUGCAGGACACAGAGGACCAGAUCUGCUGCCUCUUGCUGGCUGAAAGGGUGCAUUCUGGGUAUGAAGCUCCAAGAAUUCCUACAGACAAACGGAUAUUCACGACGACACACACCCCCAACUGUGUGUUUCAGGAUGUGGACGAGAGAGCCGUCCCCUUGCUGGGCUACCUGCCGCAGGACCUCAUCGGUACACCUGUACUACUCCACCUGCACCCGAAUGACCGGCCCCUCAUGCUGGCUGUGCACAGAAAAAUUCUGCAGUACAUGGGGCAACCCUUUGACCACUCUUCAAUCCGCUUCUGUACCCGAAACGGCGAGUACGUCACCCUGGACACGAGCUGGUCCAGUUUUGUGAACCCCUGGAGUCGCAAGGUGUCUUUUGUCAUCGGCCGACACAAAGUCCGCAUGGGCCCUGUGAAUGAGGAUGUGUUUGCCGCCCCUGCCUUCACGGAGAGCAAGAUCGUGGACUCGGACAUCCAGGAGGUCACAGAGCAGAUCCACAAGCUGCUGCUGCAGCCUGUGCACAACCUGGGGUCCAGUGGGUACAGCAGCCUGGGAAGCAACGGCUCCCAUGAGCAGCUGGUCACGGCAGCCUCGUCCAGCGAGGGCAACGGCCAUGGUAGCGAGGAGAUGCGCAGGGACAUGCCGCGGUCCUUCCAGGAGAUCUGCAAAGGGGUCCACAUGAAAAACAACGAUCAGAUCUUCAUGGGCUCAUCAAGCAAGUCUGACUUCAGGAAAAACCUUGACAGGCUGGAGCCGUGGGGUCCGGCUGUGCGACCCAAAGAGUCCUCUCCCUCUGCUGGGGGCAAGGAGGGCACAGCAGGCCUGCAGGACAGGACGGCAGUGCAGGAGGAGCUGACCUGCAAAGACCAGACAGUUUAUUCCUACCAGCAGAUCAGCUGCCUGGACAGUGUUAUCAGGUAUCUCGAGAGCUGCAACAUCCCCAUCACGGUGAAGAGAAAGUGUCACUCAUCCUCCAAUACUACUUCGUCCAACUCGGAUGAGGACAAGCAGAAGGGCGCCGACAUCUCCGUGCAGGAGUCUGCAGAACAUCUGCUCCUGGACCCGCAGCCGGGAGUCUCGGCGCUGAAGGACCCUCUUAAACCAGCAGGCCCCGUGGUGGGAGGGUCCUUGACCCCCUUGGCCCUCCCCAGCAAGGCGGAGAGUGUGGUCUCCAUUACCAGCCAGUGUAGCUACAGCAGCACCAUCGUCCACGUGGGGGACAAGAAGCCGCAGCCAGAGUCAGAAAUCAUAGAGGAUGUGGCAGAGAGUCCAGCUCCUGCAGCCACCCUCCUGCCGCCACUCCCUCCCACCCCCAGCCAGGAGAGGGAGCCCUACAAGAAGGUGGGCCUCACCAAGCAGGUGCUGGCAGCCCACACGCAGAAGGAGGAACAGGCCUUCCUGAGCCGCUGCCGCGAGCAGCUCCACGUCCUCUCCCUGCAGACGGAGCGCUCUCUGCACUUGCCCCGGCACCGCGGUCAGCCUGGUGCAGAUGGUACAUCCGGCGUUCGAGGGACCAAAGAAGGGGGCGCUGCGGCAGAACCCGCUGCCAGGAAGGGCGGCCGCAAUAAGAAGUCCAAAAAGCCCCGUAUGAAGAUGAACGAGUCGUCAGACAGCACCGAGUCCCACAGGAAACAGCAGCAGUCCCAAGCACCGCUGCUGCUGCGCCCGCCGCUGCAAGGCCUCAACCAGACGUCGUGGUCGCCCUCAGAAACCUCUCAGUCCACCUAUCCCGUGGCCUAUCCCGCAGUGGUGCCCGCCUACCCGCUGCCCGUUUACCCCGGCACCGCCGCAGCCGUGCCCCCUGCUGCUGAUGCUCGUGUGCCGGGGAUGGGGGAGAAUCAGGGCGCCCAGGACCCACGCUUCCCCAUGCAACCGUCACCCUACCCCGCUCCUCUGGUCACGCCAGUCAUGGCUUUCUUCAUGCCCAACUAUGUGUUCCCCACGCUAGGGGGCACACCGCAGACACCCUUUCCGGCACAGCCAGCUUUCCCAGCGCAGCACACCUUCAUCCCUCAAACCACGUUUCCAAUGCAGCAGCCUUUUCCUAAUCAGCAUUCCUUGCCGGGCGGUGCCACCUUCCCGGUCCAGACAGUGCUGCCCCCCCAGCCGUUUAAUUACGGCGUGCCUCCGGAGCCCCCGAAGGCCCCCACCCCAGAAUUGCGGGACGGACUGUCGGGCUGCUCCACGCCCCCGUCGGCCGGCCGCGACCAGGCCACGCCCCCCCUCUUCGAGUCGCGCUGCAGCUCCCCCCUGCAACUCAACCUGCUGCAGCUGGAGGAAAUGCCCCGCUCCGUGGAGAGGCAGGAUGGCCCCGCUCCCCCUGUCAGCACCCAGGGGGGCGUCGUGGGGGAGAAGGGCGUCACCUCCAGCACCGGCCAAGCAGACAAAGUGCUCCAGCAGGUGGGCUCCCCAGAUGAAGGCCAGCAGAGCGACGCCUGCUCCUCCUCCAGCGACCUGAUGGACAUCCUUCUCCAGGAAGACUCCCGCUCCGCCGCCGGUUCGGCCACCUCCGGCUCGGCCACAUCUGGCUCCCUGGGCUCGGGCUCCAACGGCUGCGGCACAUCCGGCACGGGGAGCAGCCAGACCAGCAACACCAGCAAAUACUUUGGGAGCAUCGACUCGUCAGAGAACGACCACAAGGGCAAGCCAGGCACGGACGCCGAGGACGGUCACAGCGUAGGAUUCGCCAAGUACGUUCUGCAGGAGCCCAUCUGGCUGCUGAUGGCCAACGCGGACGAGUCAGUCAUGAUGACCUACCAGCUGCCGUCCAGAGACGCCCAGAAGGUGCUCAAGGAGGACCGGGAGAGGCUGAGGCAGAUGCAGAAGAGCCAGCCGCGCUUCACCGAGGAGCAGAAAGAGGAGCUGGCUGAGGUUCACCCCUGGGUGAAGAAGGGAGGUCUGCCCAAGGCCAUCAACCUCAAGAAGUGCAUGUGCUGCGAAGACCGUCAGCCGGACCCCAUUGAGGAGGAGUUGCCCGACAUGGAGCUGACCACACUGGGGGAGACCAUCGAGGACAAUGCCACCCGGAACGGGCAUGAGGAAGCCGUGCUCAUGGAUCCCGCCCCCUUGCUGUGCAAAUCCAAGGGUGGGGACACACCUGUCCUCCACCCCACAGAAUCAAGCCCUUGCACACCCCUCCAGUGAUACCAGCACCAGAACUGUGUCCUGAAGGUGCAGCCGGGAGGCCUCUGCCCCUCAGUCACCUGUCAAGUUGGCUCCAUGUGUAUGGAGUGCAGCGGGACGUAACGCACCUGUGUGUGCGGUGCCCGGCAGGGAGGGGUGGUGAUUUGUGCGGAUUCCUGAACAUUCCGUGGUCCUUCUCCUCUUCCUGGACGGCUGGUCCCCUGAGCCGCAAACGUCUCUGUCUGUCUGUCUGUCUCUGUGUGUUUGAGAUGCUUUCACGCAACUGCUGACAUGGUCACACUUGUGUUCAGGGAUUUACCCCGCAGCAGUUCAGUUAUCACCCCCUCGUCUUCUCCCGGGGCUUUUAUUUUAAUGUUAUAUAGGAGAAAAUCCAUGAAUGCAGUUGGUUAACGGAAAUGGUGCUUUAUGAGAGCAUUUAUUAUUUUUAUACAUGCACUGAAUAUAGUAAGCUGCUCACGGUUUUCCUUAGGGGGAAUUAGUUUGUUUAAUCAUGGAAACUUUACUUAUACAUUUGAUACAGAAUUUUUAAAUACAAAUGAAUUGUUUGUUAGUCUAUGAAAGUGAUUUUAAAUGAAUGGAAUCAAAGAUUUUAAAAUGAGAAACUGCCAAUAUUGAUAUAGGUUUUGAGUGCUUAAAAAUGUAAUAAAUGUGCGGUAAAUGUACGUUUGAAAAGAACUGCACGUAAAAUAUUAGUGGAGUGCAAUUUACAAAGGAGCAUGGUUUGGGGUGGGAACGGCAACUUAUCUGCUGCUAGUAUGGAAAAGGCGUUCGUUUGGAACACCGGGACCAGAACAAUGUAGCCUCUCGUGUUCGACCUGUUCGGAUCUCCUCUGUACUGUGAAAAUCAUGCAGUUUAAUAGUAAUACUUAUCGCAUUAGAUGAAAUUGUCUAAACUCACA
This is a messenger RNA of Scleropages formosus (Asian bonytongue), 5283 nucleotides long. RefSeq names its product period circadian clock 2 (gene per2). Gene Ontology annotation, cellular component: nucleus; cytoplasm. Lineage: Eukaryota; Metazoa; Chordata; Actinopteri; Osteoglossiformes; Osteoglossidae. The transcript is spliced from 23 exons. Gene Ontology annotation, molecular function: transcription cis-regulatory region binding; transcription corepressor binding. Bases 233 to 4384 code for a protein of 1383 amino acids. The record is from RefSeq and is a predicted model, not a curated record. Gene Ontology annotation, biological process: circadian regulation of gene expression; negative regulation of transcription by RNA polymerase II; entrainment of circadian clock by photoperiod.